This is a messenger RNA of Oryza brachyantha (malo sina), 1140 nucleotides long. RefSeq lists its product as uncharacterized. NCBI's taxonomy places the organism in Eukaryota, Viridiplantae, Streptophyta, Magnoliopsida, Poales, Poaceae. Bases 117 to 830 code for a protein of 237 amino acids. The transcript has 6 exons. The record is from RefSeq and is a predicted model, not a curated record.
GAAGCCCAUCCGGGUCCAUUCGCGUCGUGCUGCUCCCGUCCUGAGUGCGCCAGGCUCCCAGCUCCGCCGUUCCUCUCCGCCGCCGCCGCCGCCGCCGCGCAGCCGCAGCAGUAGGCAUGUCGAGGCUCGCGGUUGCCGCCCUACGGCGGGCCUCCGUCGCAUCUGGGGUUCCCUCGUCCUCCUCUCGUUCGGCCGCGUUUGCUCCGUCCGUGCCUCGUCUCUUCUCCACCGACGCGUCCGGAGAAGUUGCCGAUGGCGCCGCAGCCCAGGGGUCACAGGAUGAAUCUUUCUUCAAGCCUUCUGAAGAAGGUUUGGCAUAUGGAAGGUUCUACAGUUCUAUUCCUGGAGGCAGCCGUCUCGGUAAGAGCAUGCUGAAAACUGAUAUUAUCCACCACCUUGACAAAUGUGAACUGUCACUGGACGAUGUGAAGAUUGAUUAUAACAGGGGAUAUUAUCCAGUGGGCGCGUUAUUGCGGUUUUCUUCAGUGCCAUUAUUUAACACAGCAGUCAGGCAAACAAGAGACGGUCGUAUGUACAGGCUUGAGAUGGUCAGUCGUGAGGAGUUUGAUCUCAAGCAGUCUUAUGAUGGAAAAGCUAUACUAUUGCAAGGAGUCCCUCGAAAUGCUCUGCCAGAGGACAUAGAACGAUUUCUGUCUGGCACCAACUUCGAACCUCCACCAUUUCAAAGCUUUCUCAGGCCUGGCGUCCCAGAUCCUAUCAGAGUGGUGCUGGUUAAAUUCCGCUCAAGGACUGAUGCCGCCAAUGCUUUCAUCACUAAGAACCGGGGUUUCUGUCUGACUAACCCUGUGAGCAUGCGUGUUCUUCAGUAACCUAUUCACUCUUAUCGUGUCUAUGGAAAUUAGCUCCAAAACGAAGCCUCUUUCUCGGCUUUGUUUCUGAAUCCAUAUCUGCAAAUUUGGUAGAAAGUUUGUUUGACUGUGUAAGUUUGCACUCUACUGUCAGCUGCUUUUAUGUUGUUUUGUUUAUGGUGGUUUAGUACACUUCAUUUCUCAAAUUUCGUGUGUAAACUGGAAGUUGCUCUGAUGCCUCCGUUUGCAACAGAAAGAUCUGAACAAAUAUCCGUAAUAAACUUUACAAAAUUACACAUUUCUUUGUCAUUGUUGGGAUAUGCUUAUGGCA